Physcomitrium patens is the source of this 1514-nucleotide messenger RNA. RefSeq lists its product as uncharacterized. Lineage: Eukaryota; Viridiplantae; Streptophyta; Bryopsida; Funariales; Funariaceae. The record is from RefSeq and is a predicted model, not a curated record.
GUUGAGGAAGCACACGUCCACUCUCCAUCUCUGUGUUCAUCUUUUCGGAAACAUCACCGACAGUAAACAAAUUCGACCGCGCUUGCCGACUAAACACAAUUCUCCGACUAGAGAAAGCGAAGUCGGACGAAUUUGAGUCAACGGAACUACAACGGGGUCGAAUCCGAACGCCAAAAACAAGCUCAACAAAUGCUCUCUCAUGCUUCAUCGAAAUGAGUGCAUGAUCGUGGGGGUGAAGCAACGAAGUUGCGAUGACCGGUUUUAAUCGGUAUUCCUCUUCUUGCAGGUUGCGAAUUCACAGGGCGCGAAGCAUCUCCGGAGAUCCUGAGCUAUUCCUUAUCAAUUGAUCCUUAAACAGGCGGUAUUUAUUUAUUUAUUUAUUUAUUUUCUGCACUGCACCCCCACUCCGAUGCUUCAGUCCCACCUGAACGUAAAAGAGUUAGUUGCUACAAUCAGAUUGCUGGGAUCGUUGGAAGUCUAGGUUUGUCGCGGUGACGUGAAUCCGUUUCUGAUUGCCAUGGCGGUGAUGUUCGCAUAUGUUGCGAUGCUUUUCGCUUCUGUACUCGUUGCAGGAGUUGGAGUUGGGGGACAAUCACUGUACUGUAGGGAAGCGACCUACUCCUCGUUGGCGCCGUGCUCGAAGUACAUGGCGGUGAAUUCCAAUUCCUCGACCCCUACUCCGACGUGUUGCUCUAGUAUUUUGGCCUUGAAUACCAAACAGCCCGACUGUCUUUGCCAGAUUAUGACACAGCUUCUGAACUCGACGUUAACAGGGGUGAAUUCGACUAAAGCGCACCAGAUUCCCGUCAUGUGCUGCAUCGCUGUUGACACGGUGAAGUGCCCGGCAUUUGCACCACCUCCGGGCUCGUCGAUUGCUCCACCGGCUUCAUGUGUAGCGCUGGCUCCCUCCGGCCCUUACAUGGAUGGCGCUCCCGGCGUGCAAGCAAAUCCGCCGGAGGUGUCCGCUGCCUCGCCGAUCAGAGGCUGGUGGCUGAUGAAGUGGAUAGUGGAUUGACUGCGGCUUUUCCUGCAGCAUAUUGGCUAAAUGGGGAAUACACCUUCGCUGAUUAUUUCAUUGCUUAUUUUUUUGUGUUUUAUUUUCUAUUUUCUAUUUUUCAAGUUGAUUUGCGGUAUUAUAUGAUUUGGUGCAUUGAUUGCGAUAGGAGUUGAAGUGAUCCGGGACAAAACCCUACAUGUGACGUCCAUUUAGAAAGUGGAUCACAAGAUUGUAUAUAUUUAAACGACAGAGGAACUACCCAAGAGUAUUCGUGAAGGUUAAGAUUGGGUGAAACUGUUGAAGGGGAACCCUAAAUGUUGCUUGAAGUUGGAAGCCUAGAUAUUACUCUACACACGGAUCACCGGAGAUGUAGUUUUUGAGAAACUUGAAUUUGCAAUGAAGAUAGUGAUUCAUGAACUUUGUGGAGCAACCUCGUUCAAAACGACCUCCAAAAAUGUGAUUCGCGUGCAAUCAAUCUCUUUGCUUCUCCACUAUGGAAGGCCGCAAAUGCCACAUA